UGUUUGACACUUCAAGCAAAAUGAUCUACAAAAUUACGAUUUUCCUCACAACCUUAACCUUCGUAUUUGCCGAAUACGACUACGGGCAUGCGGUAUCCUCCCAGUCCAUUAUCCGCCAAGAUGGCUACGCUCCUAUCGGCCACUUGGUGGCACCAUCUCACUACGCUGCUCCCCUGGUACACGCAUCACCGCUCGCUCACUACGCCGCUCCUAUUCCUUAUGGAUACGCCGGAUAUGAAGACGGUCAUCUUCAUGAUCACGAAGAUGAUAGUCAUGACGCCCAUGCAUACCCCAAGUAUGCCUUCGAGUACUCGGUAUCGGAUCCCCACACUGGAGACUUGAAGACUCAGCAUGAGAGCCGGGACGGCGACGUCGUCCACGGGUACUACUCGUUAGUGCAGCCGGAUGGGUCUGUCCGCAAAGUGGAGUACACCGCUGAUGAUCACAAUGGAUUCAACGCCGUUGUGCUCAACUCUGCUCCGACCCUCCACCUUGAGCCGGAGCAUCAUCACGAUUACUAAUAUAUAUAUACUCAAAUACCUCUGAAUCAAAGCG
Molecule: messenger RNA, 555 nt
Organism: Plodia interpunctella (Indianmeal moth)
Lineage: Eukaryota; Metazoa; Arthropoda; Insecta; Lepidoptera; Pyralidae
Product: cuticle protein 7-like
Exons: 4
Coding region: 21-521 (166 amino acids)
Cellular component (GO): extracellular matrix
Source: RefSeq, a predicted model, not a curated record